AUGAAGAAGAGCCCCGGGGCCACAGCGAACUCGGGAGCAGCCACCUCCACUGCGGACAUUAAAAGGCUGGUCCCUCCUGCUGAGGCCAGUCCUACUUUCGGAGAAGCUUAUAGUGCCGAACCGUUGCUGGGCCCAAACUUUGCCCGGGACAGUCGCCUAACCACGGUUGGCAGGUGUGGCCUGCAGGUGCCACGGAGGAAAGAGAAGUGGGAACGGGGCACCAUGGCAACUUCCGUGGUCAACAUGGACGCUUCCGAGGCCCCCAUGCCGUCCGAGACGUACGAGAACUACCAGCCGGCCAAUGUUGAGAAGGAGUACGAAACGCACUUCGAAAAAGACUUCCCAUUGUCGAAGCCGCUCCUGCAACGUUUCUGUUCCACCAGCCGGCUCCUUCUGGUCUUAAUGGUGUUCAGCGGUGCGCUCAUCCUCUCGGUCAGCAUCCUGGGCAUUCAAGAUUUUCAGUUCAGCAAAAGUCUCCAAGGAACUCAGGCAGGCGUGGAGAAUAUUACUCAGAGGAUUAAGCAGCAGCUCAGCAGCCUCAAAACCAAAAGGAACAGCACUGAGGGGAGACUGGAGGAGCUGAAGAAAAUGUUGGAAAAGGAGGUCGAUCGGAUGUUGCACGUGCUCCAUAUCACCCAGACUCAGAUGGUCAUGCUGGAAAAGAAUUCCAGGUCUUUGCACUGCGAAAUUAUCGAACUGAAGAGCAACGGGAGCAUGAGCGGGUGCUGUCCCCGAGGGUGGCUGACCUUCCACACCAGUUGCUACUGGACCACCCUGUCCAGAGGCACCUGGGAAGAGGCCAAAAAAGACUGCGAAGAGAAGAAAGCUCACCUGGUCAUCCUCAACUCGGCCAACGAGAAGGCCUUCGUAAAGACCCACAGACUGGGGAGCAACACCUGGAUCGGCUUGACCGACAGCAGCGGGGACUGGAAGUGGGUGGAUGGAUCGUCCUAUACCGUUGACCCGAAGGACUGGGGCCCAGGCCAGCCAGACCACUGGUACGGCCACGGCCUCGGGGGCGGCGAGGACUGCGCCCACAUGAGAGAGGACGCCCUGUGGAACGACAACAUCUGUUCCCGCACCUUCACUUGGGUGUGCGAGAUGGAGCUGGGAAUCUGAACCCCACCACAGC
Molecule: messenger RNA, 1132 nt
Organism: Pseudonaja textilis
Lineage: Eukaryota; Metazoa; Chordata; Lepidosauria; Squamata; Elapidae
Product: asialoglycoprotein receptor 1-like
Source: RefSeq, a predicted model, not a curated record